ACAGUCAUUACAGAAAGCCUAAAACACGUAGCACAAUUUAAACUGUCUCGAAAUAUUACUCUAGAUAAAGCCACAGCAUUACAAUCAGUAAAUGAAACCAUCUUGGCAACUCCUCCUUCUAAUAUUUCUCUAAACGAUAUUAAGCAAAGUCUGCUUUUACAAUUAGACCCACAAUACUUCAACAUUUGA
This is a messenger RNA of Dentiscutata erythropus, 189 nucleotides long. NCBI's taxonomy places the organism in Eukaryota, Fungi, Glomeromycota, Glomeromycetes, Diversisporales, Gigasporaceae. The record is from the annotation of a GenBank genome assembly.